GAGCGGUACAGUUAUAUCUGUUGCUGGCGAUAACGAACGUCGACAACCUUGUUCGCGGCGCAGUUAAAGUCGAUAUUCGCUUACCGCGAGCAUUUUGUUCCGUCUCCGCACUCGUCGGUGCGACAGCGGUUCGUUACCGCAACAGACAGUCCACAACGCGCACGGCUCGCGAAUUGUCGUGCAUGUCGUGUGGUUUGCGUAUAACAACCACCGAACAAAACCAAAACGCCUGCGUGCGAGUGCGGAAAGUGCGUUCCGCCGUGUUUGCAGUGCGUGCGUUUCGAGUGCACCACGCCACCAUCGAAAAUUAGUGCGACCGCCAGGUUGAUACAGGUAGAAAUCGUCGUUCUUGUAUUAAUGGUCGACAUCAAUGUGCGCGACGCACCGAGCCGUCGUCGUGGUGUGCUGCAGCGUGCGUGAGUUCGCAGGUAUCGGCUGAGAAAUCAUAGUUUUCGUUUAUAGUGUUCGCUAUCUGGUUUGUGUACGCGUGAGUGUGAGUGCAUGUGCGCCGCGUAUGUGAUGCCUGCAGCAUGAAACAGUUCAUCAAGUUAAAGUGAUCCGGACAGCAACACACAAUACAGCACGCGACGUCAUGGCAACCAGGACGAAAACCAAACCUGGACACCAAAUAUGGGACAAGAAUUUAGCACACAACGCAAAUGUAAACUGCGUUGCGCUGGGCCGGAAGUCCGGUGUGGUGAUGGUAACCGGUGGCGAUGACAUGAAAGUAAACCUCUGGGCAGUCGGAAAACCCGGGUGUUUUAUGAAUCUAUCCGGACACACCACACCAGUGGACUGUGUGAGUUUCAACCAAACCGAAGAACUGGUUGUUUCCGGUUCACGCACAGGCGCGUUGAAAGUCUGGGACCUGGAGGCCGCGUCUCUGGUACGCACAUUAACCGGCCAUCGUGAUAGUGUCCGAUGCACAGAUUUCCAUCCCUAUGGCGUGUAUCUUGCCUCUGGCAGCGCGGACAAAGCGAUCAAAGUGUGGGAUCGUCGCUGCAAAGGCAACAUUUGCAACUUUGUCGGGCAUACCGAUAAAGUAAACAGCAUUAAAUUCUCACCGGAUGGUUACUGGAUAGCGUCGGGUAGUGAUGACAGGACAAUCCGCCUCUGGGAUAUGCGCAUUGGUAGAAUGCUCAAGGAGUUCAAGGAGCGUCACAGCAGCGCGGUGACCACAGUGGAGUUUCAUCCACAUGAGUUUCUGCUUGCGACUGGCGGUAGUGAUUGCGUGGUGAACUAUUUCGACCUGGAGAACUUUAAUCUUGUCUCCAGCGAGAAGGAGGUCGGGUUGGUGCGGUGUAUGUACUUUAAUCCGGAGGGCGAUAGUCUCUUCGUCGGUGUGCGGGAUUAUCUUAAGGUGCUCGGGUGGGAACCGAGCAGGCUUUAUGAUUCUGUUAAUCUCGAAUGGGGGAGAGUGCAUGACAUAUCAAUAGCACAAAAUAAAGUUAUUGGAGCAUCAUUCCACUUGACCAAAGUGUUUGUCCACCUGGUGGAUUUAAACACGAUACGACCCUUUGGCGGGCAAGCCGCCGAUGCACCACAGUGUUUCACCCCUAAUACCAGUCUGCGGAAGAGUUUCUCGCGGGCAGAGAGACCCGUUUCCCUGGUGAAUCGACUCGAUGUGAAGACUACCAUCGAGGAGAGCACGUCAGGGACUGAUCCGGAGGAGGAAUCAACGGCGGCCAUUACGAAUCAAGUCGAUUACGAGGAGAUUUUUCGACCUGGACGUGCACUUGUGCGAACACCGCCACCGCCAACAGAACCACAAAGUAUUCUAGAUGCACAAAUAGAACACGAUGUAAAUGAAGAUGGAAAGAUUCUAGAUCCACAAAUCCUAGAACACUCAUUCGAAGCAUUAUCACUAGACCAUAAUAUUAACUACAGCAGAGGAUCACCGCCACCGACUCCGCCGAAUACUGCAGCUUACGCUCGCUCAAAAUCCAACCUUGAUCAAGUUUAUUCCAAUCGAGGACUAUCAAAGAAUGAUCAGAACAAAGCGAAGUCAAUGCAACCGCCACGAUACCAGCUUCAGCGACAGAGCAGCUGCAAGGAUGGCACUGCAAACAGCAACAAUAAACAAAACAGUAAGAGUAAUAAUAUUCGACAUAGUGUGUCGGAAGUGAAUCUCAACAAGAACUCAGCCGCACCGCAACAAACGCGGAAUAAUCUGCGUAAGAACUCCUUUUCGAAGAUCAGUAACAAUCAGAAUAGCAAUUCUAAUCUGUCGAAGAUCCCUAUGACGAGUAGGCAGGUUGCCAAUGAUGUGAAUACUAAACCAAUGAACAUUUUCAACUCGGAGCCUGUGGAUAUCUACGUUAAGAACAAAUUGUCACCGGAUGAGGAGGUGCGAACGAAGGAUUUUAUUCCUGUUAGUAUCGAUAGGCCUGUUGGACUGCAAUUUGAUGACUUUUUACCAAAAAAUCAUGAUUCCUUCUCAAGUCCACCAACGCAAAACAUGUCGGAGGCGGAGGUGUUGAACAUUGUGAUGGGCGGCCACGAUAAUAUGUUGAAGUUGUUAUACACCCGAGAGCGGCAUCUGCAGCUGGUUGCAAAGCAGCUCGAGCGGGACGUCAAGAUGGGGCUGGAAUUUGCGGCGAACCUCAAUGAUUUGGCUGUUAUUGUUGAUAUUUUAGGUGUUAUUAAUCAUAAACAUUCUUUAUGGAGUUUAGACUCUUGUGUUCUUCUGCUGCCAAAGAUCGAAGAGUUAAUUGAGAGUAAAUUUGAAUCAUAUAUGACGACAGGAUGUGAUUCGCUCCGUUUAAUCCUUCGAAACUUUGGUUCCGUAAUCAAAACCAAUUCGCAGUACGCGGCGGGCAGCUUCGGCGUGGAUAUCUCGCGCGAGGAGCGCCAUCAGCGAGCGUGCAUGUGCGCCGAAUUCCUCGAGGGCAUACGGCUAGUCAUUUACAAGAAGCAGGCGUACACGGGCAAAGUGGGCAACGCGUUCAAGGAGGUGGCUGAAUUGUUGCAGAGCACUCUCGACUGAUCUACAUUGUUCAUCUACGCAUGAGAGUUUUCAAUGAAGUUUAACACUAAUCACAAUUAAACGACUACUAAGAUCUCUAAUUCUUGAAGGAAACUUUAACAUAUUAAAAACCAACUAUUACUACUUUUAACUCAAGAAAUUUACUAUUAGAUAGAGAAGUUAUGAAAUUGCAUAAAACUCAACCGAAUGUGUAUUAACUUGUAAAUUUUCUAAAAAUCAAGGACUGAGCAAGUGUUUGAAUGAGUUGAGAAGCUGGGGAAAGUGAAAAUCAGAUACAUUAACAUGUGAUUUAUGAUUAACUAGAACUAAUAAGAUUGAUGAGGGUCACUAAACAAUUAGUUAGGGUUUUAAAAUGUAAAGAAAUGCAAUCUUUAACUUAUUCGUAAUUUUUAAUCAACAAAGAUCUGCCCUGUCUUAUUUUAAACUGUAAUUUAUGUUGAACAUCGAAAAUUUUAUCUUUGGGCCCAGAAAUGGGUAGAAAAAUCACGAAUGCUUCCGAUUGUUUUGUCUUACAAUUGAUAUUUCGUCGGUUUCAUAACUAACAGCAAUAACUUCAUAAUCAUUAGUCAUGUACACCAGGAACUGGAAUUCCGUCCAUUAUUCUAGUUCGUACUCUCAGUAACCAAUCCUGUAACAAAUUGUAGCAGUAUUUUCGUACGUCACUUGAUAUUGGACCCAGUCAUUAGACAUCACAACUGUAUUAUAGAAAUCAAACUGAUUGCGCCUAAUGGGAGUGGUGGAGAGAUGAAAUUAGUUUUGAUAUGAAUUAGUAACAAAUGUAAACGAAUGUAUUAUCACUCACACAUCAUUGUAAUCAAGACCGCGAGUCGAUCGCACAUAGUCCAAGUGGAAAUCGUGACGUUAUUUGUACUUUUUACCAUUUGCUUGCCUUAAGUUAACAAUUUGUGAAAUGUAAUUGAGUCGUUAUGACCAGAAGACACACACAUACACACACACAUAAUUUAGUGCCAUUUUGUGAUUUUGUUUGUUUUGUUUUUUUAACUAGUGUUUAUUUAAAUUAAUUGAUUAACUUGUAUUAAAGUACUCCUAAUUAUAGUUUUACGUUUCGAAUGCAAGCAAAUGCAGGUAAUGAUCACAAGGAUGAACAAAUAGACAGAAAUAAACUAAUGAAAUUGAAUGAAAUCUACAAAACUGUAUUGUCAGUGGUCAGACAUCUGAAAUCUGAUCUUUUGUGGUUUGAUUUUUAUUCCAGAGAUGUAAAAUGUGCGAUGUGUAACAAAUUAAAAGAUGAUUAUUUAUAAAUUAA
Dalotia coriaria is the source of this 4253-nucleotide messenger RNA. It is a transcript of the gene kat80, whose product is annotated as katanin 80. Gene Ontology annotation, biological process: microtubule depolymerization; microtubule severing. The coding region runs from base 593 to 2986 and encodes 797 amino acids. Gene Ontology annotation, cellular component: katanin complex. The transcript is spliced from 7 exons. Gene Ontology annotation, molecular function: microtubule binding. NCBI's taxonomy places the organism in Eukaryota, Metazoa, Arthropoda, Insecta, Coleoptera, Staphylinidae. The record is from RefSeq and is a predicted model, not a curated record.